Molecule: messenger RNA, 2340 nt
Organism: Effrenium voratum
Lineage: Eukaryota; Dinophyceae; Suessiales; Symbiodiniaceae
Source: the annotation of a GenBank genome assembly
AUGGAGGUGCAAGGUGGCAGAUGGCGCCCACGAAUCGCAGCGCACGGACCUUUGCCUGGGCAUCCGAGGACAGCUGAGCGCGCGAACCUCUGGUGGCGUCCAGCAGCUUCUCCGCUGUUCCUUGUGCCCUGCCUUCGGAGGCCGGCUCGGCUUCGAAGGUCGUCUUCCCGCGCAACUCCCAGCGGUGCUCCAAGCAAUUUCAUGGCCGCGUGGCACACUCAGCGACUGGAGGCUCUGGGGGCCCGGCUCGACUGGUCUCGCUGCUUCGUCUCGGUGCUCUUCGUGGACGCCCAGGCGCCGUCCUACGCCCGGGCGCGCCUGGCGCAGCGCAUCUCGGACGGCGCGGCGGCGUGGAACGGGCUCAGCCGCACCUUGGAGUUCUACGCCUGCGCGCACGUGGCUGAGGAGACGACCGAAGCCUUGGGCCCCGUGGGUUGCGUGGCAGAGUUCGCCGAGAACGUGGGCAUCGAGGAGGAGGAGCUGCGGCAGAUCUUCCGGAAGCUGGGCUCCGGCGUGCGCGUGAGCCUGGGCGACGAGGCGCUGCGCGAGCACGACCUCAUCAUCGCCCUGGAUGAGGAGGCGGCAGAUGCUGUCAAUCGGGAGCUGGUGAAGCAAGGACUUCCAGCGGGAACGGCGCUGCUCCUCAGCGACUUCGAGUGGUGCUUGCUGGCGGACGACGCCGCGCGUGUGGCGGUUUGCCCCGACGGGUCCUUGCAGCCCUUCAUCGCGCCGGAGGCCCUGGAGGCCCUGGACCGCCACGCCUUCGAGUUCGGGAGGAGGGACGAUACGGAUCUGGACCUUCCUCCAUGGCCGAGACGUCCCAUGGGCUUGGGCAGCGAGGACAGUCUUCCUGCAGAGUGGCGCAGCCUGCAUUGCGCGCUUUUGCGCGGCGCGUGGGGCGUGGUUUGGUUCCUCUUUCGGAGCUGGAAGGACGGGGCGACCGUUUGGGAAGGACUCUUCUCGGGGGACUGCGGCUUGAAAGGUGUCGCAGAGCUUUGGGCGCUGCUGCAUUAUCUCCUGCCGGACUUGUUCACCGAGAUGCUGGACUUCAAGGCCUGGUUCGCCAAGCCCUUCAGAGGCACCGAGGAGAACGAGUACGACGUGCAGUUGAAUCCUCAGCAGGAGCAGGAGGUCAUAACCCAAUGCCACGCUCUUCUGGCACCUUUCCUGCUGCAACGCUUGAAGAGCGAGGUCCUGGGGGACAGUCUGCCGCCUCGCGUGGAGGUCACGGUGAGGGUGCCUUUGAGCGCGUGUCAGAGUGAAGCGUAUGCUGACCUCAAGAAGAAAACCAUCAGGUGGAUGGAAGACGACCAGAUUUGCAGCGAACAGGUGAACAAUGCGCUCAUGCAGCUUCGCAAGAUCGCGCUGCACCCGUACCUCUUUCAAGAUGAUUAUCCCCGCGACCGCAACCUCUUCCGGGUCUCCGGCAAGGUCGAAGCUCUUGACCGCAUUCUGGCCAAGCUUCUGCGUUUCAAGCACAAGGUUCUGAUCUUCUCUCAGUUCACCAGCUUCCUGAACAUCCUGGAGGAUUACUUGCGUUGGAAAGAGCUGGCCUUCGUCCGCCUAGAUGGUCAGGUCUCCUUCCACGAGCGCCGGGAGCGCUUGAAGCGUUUCGAGCAUCCCGACGUGCCGAUCUUCCUUUUGUCCUCCAGAGCCGGCGGUUUGGGCCUGAACUUGCAGCAGGCCGACACCGUGAUUCUUUGCGAUUUGGACUGGAACCCGCAGAACGACAAGCAGGCCAUUGCGCGGGUGCAUCGCGUUGGCCAGACGCGGGAAGUGCGUGUGGUUCGGUUGCUCGCCGACUGCGCGGUCGAGCACCACAUGGAGAGCCGCUGUGCUGAGAAGCUCGAGAUGGAGAAAAAGAUCAUGGGUGCCGGCAUGUUCCGCAAAGCCAGCAGCGAGCAGCGCCGCAGCGCUCUGCGGGAAGUGCUGGGCCUGGAGCCGCAGGCGGGGGAAGAGCAUGGCCUCACGAGCCCAGAGGAAUUGAGCAAUCAGCUGGCCCGAAGUGAAGAGGAGAGCAGAAGGCCUUCAGGAGCAUGGACGCUGCUCUUGGGGUGCAGGGUGCUGAUGGAUUAAUUCGGUGCAAUCGCUUGAUGAGGGAGGAUGAGGUGCCGCAAGGGCCCGGAGCUCAGCUCGGGUGAAUUGGCAUCGAACACCCGGAGGUUUGGACCGGCAGUGAGUUGGAAUUUCCCAAGUGGAACCUGCCCCCGUUGGCCCGCUUUUGGCAAGGCCAAAGGCUUGGGUAUCUUGAUUUGGCCCAGGUUUGCUAGCAGGAGCAUCUGAACUCGCCAGAGGAAGGAUGUCACUUUGGUCUCAGCGGAACCUGCCGGUGGAAGAACC